GAAGUUGAGAGUUCAGAGGCUGAGAGCGUGUACUGCUCUCUGUGCAACUGCGCUUGAACUGAUAUUAAUUAUCGUGAGUGGACAGCACUAGCAAAAGCAUCAUUAACCGGACAGAGACCUCGUCAACGUAACCGGACGACGAUGGGGGCACUGGGGAACGGACGUCGUGGAGGGCGGUCCCCACCACUGCUGCUCGGUGCAUUAAUUGCCUGCAUUCUCUUACUGGGCUUCAACUACUGGGUUACCAGCUCACGAAACGAAGAAUUGCAGGUGAAAGUUCUGGAGCUGGAGACGAGGGCUCGUCGCGUGGUGGCGGAGAAGGAGGCGGCGGAGCAGGCGGUGCAGGAGCGACAGAGCGAGGUGGAGGCGCAGAUACAGCGGCAGAACGAACAGGUGGCGCGCAUGGAAAGCUCUUACAAGAAACAACAGGAGAGCGCGCAGGAGGCCUGGGAAGAGGAGAAGGCUAAACUGCAACUCAACAUCUCCUCCAGUGCCAAAGCUGUACAAGAUAUGAAGAAUGAAUUGAAGACAUUGUUAGAAGACCUUGGUAAAGCUCAGAGAGAGCUGCAGUCGUGCCAGGGCAACUUGGAAAGCAUGACCAAAAAGUUCACGUUUGACUUGACUCAGUGUAACACCCAGAUCCUGGCUCAGAGAGAAUCAUGUGCUGAAAAGGUGGCCACGGCUAAACAGGAGGCAGAGAAAAAGUACCAGAAGUUACCUCCGUCAGUGCCUAACCAGUCACAGAAAGAUACGUUGACGCAGAAUGCGGUUUCCCCUAAAGAAGCUGAGCCCCGAAAGGUGGCUCAGAAUGAGUCUGUUAAAGUCCAGACAGAGGUCCAGAACACAGAACCAGAACCAAAGGCAGACAACAAGACCUCCACUGACAUUGAGCUGGAGACAAACAAAAUCGUCGAGGGCAAAGCUGAGGCUGAAGCUCCGGAGCCUGUUAAAGAUGCAGAUGGUGCGAACCCGGCUGCUCCCCCCAGCUCCAAGCCCGUCACCGAGAAAGUCAAACCAGUGGAGGUGAAGAUCCCGAGCGAUCAGCCAAGCAGCAGAGCGGAGGCGGAUGCCAAGACAGGAGAAGUGGAUGUAAAAGAGAAGAUUCGUCAAGACCCGAUGGAUGACGACAUGGUGAUUGGGGAGGAGAAACAGGAGGAUUAUGAUGCUGAUGCACAGGAGAUGGAGGAAGAGGAAAAAGAUGAACAGUUUAUAGACAAAGAGAAAGAGCGUGCGGAGCAGGACCUGCGGCAGGAGCUGGCGGACUAUAACGGCGACGAGGAAAACGAACCAGAGUUUGAGGCUGACAAACAGGCUCAGCUCUCUCAGAUGUGAUAACAACGCGUCACACGUCUGGGCAAGACACUCCAAAUGACAUUUUACACACGCACACACACACAAGAUCAGAGAUGCAGAAUCAAGAGUCAGUCUCCUAACUCAGUUUGUUUACACUAUACCCUUGAACAUUAUCACGAUUUUUUAUUAAAAAAAAAAAAAAAAAAAA
Messenger RNA from Chanos chanos (milkfish), 1501 nucleotides. It is a transcript of the gene golm1, whose product is annotated as golgi membrane protein 1. NCBI's taxonomy places the organism in Eukaryota, Metazoa, Chordata, Actinopteri, Gonorynchiformes, Chanidae. The record is from RefSeq and is a predicted model, not a curated record. The coding region runs from base 142 to 1332 and encodes 396 amino acids. The transcript is spliced from 10 exons. Gene Ontology annotation, cellular component: Golgi apparatus.